Molecule: messenger RNA, 2381 nt
Organism: Ruditapes philippinarum (Manila clam)
Lineage: Eukaryota; Metazoa; Mollusca; Bivalvia; Venerida; Veneridae
Product: eukaryotic translation initiation factor 2 subunit 1-like
Exons: 8
Coding region: 182-1153 (323 amino acids)
Cellular component (GO): eukaryotic translation initiation factor 2 complex; eukaryotic translation initiation factor 2B complex; multi-eIF complex
Molecular function (GO): ribosome binding; RNA binding; translation initiation factor activity
Source: RefSeq, a predicted model, not a curated record
AAUCGAAUACUUCUAAAUAUUUUCUAAAAAUACCUCGGAAAAUCCCAAACAAGGAACUCCGCUUUUGCACACGGCCACGUAACACACGUGAAAUACGGUUGAAAUCGGUUUAAUAUCUUUUACUAAUCCUAAUUGUGGCCAGAUUCUGAAAUAUAUAUACAGUGAGUAAAAAGACGGAAAGAUGGUGUUGUCCUGUAGGUUUUACUCGAAUCGUUUCCCAGAGGUUGAAGAUGUCGUCAUGGUUAAUGUACGAUCUAUUGCUGAAAUGGGAGCAUACGUUCAUCUCCUGGAGUACAAUAACAUAGAGGGCAUGAUUUUGCUUAGUGAACUGUCAAGAAGACGUAUUCGAUCAAUUAAUAAAUUGAUUCGUGUUGGAAGGAAUGAAUGUGUAGUUGUUAUAAGAGUAGAUAAAGAUAAAGGCUACAUAGAUUUAUCUAAGCGCAGAGUUUCACCCGAGGAAGUGGUCAAAUGUGAAGAACGAUUUGCUAAAGCCAAAGCUGUGAACAGCAUACUGCGUCAUGUUGGAGAAUUAUUGGGAUAUAAAAAUGAUUCACAGUUGGAUGAUCUCUAUAAGAAAACAGCUUGGCAAUUUGAUGAAAAAUUCAAGAAACCUACAGCUUGUUAUGAUAUAUUUAAACAUGCAGUAACGAAUCCAGAACUUUUAGAUGAAUGUGACAUUGAUGAAAAAACAAAGGAAGUAUUGUUAGAAAAUAUCAAACGUAGAUUAACGCCUCAAUCUGUGAAAAUUAGAGCAGAUAUAGAAGUUGCUUGUACAAAUUAUGAAGGAGUAGAUGCAGUGAAAAGAGCCCUAAAGAAAGGUCUUGAACUAUCGACAGAGGCAAUGCCUAUAAAAAUCAAUCUCAUAGCCCCGCCACAAUAUGUGGUAACAACACAAACUUUAGAACGUACAGAUGGUUUAAACACAUUAAAUGCAGCAUUACAGGCUAUUAAAGCCAGUAUAGAGGAAGCAGGGGGAAUGUUCAAUAUACAACUACAGCCUAAAGUUGUUUCUGACAUUGACGAGCAAGAGUUGGCCAGUAAACUCCAGCAACUGGAGGAUGAGAAUAGAGAAGUUAGUGGUGAUGAUGACGACGACGACGAUGAUGAUGAUAAAAGUGAUAAUAGUGAGCCCGAAGAUGACCAAGGGGAAUAACUGUGAUAUGAUAAAUGAAAUAUUUAUUGUUGAAGACAAGAUGGAACUUAUUUCUAGAUAUUCUUUUUUAAUUGUGUAUACAGUAUUUUGGCCCAGGUAUUAAAGGAACUCCACUGAGGUGUAAUAGCCAAAAUAAUAAAAUUUGUAAUUCUUUUUUCUAUCAAUUGCAGCACUUAAAAUAGAAAAACUAUGCAAUAGGUAAUAAGUGAUUAUACUCAUUACUAAAUUUAUAAUCGGCUUUUUUUAUGCUGUUUUUGGCGGUUUGAGUGAAAAGCAUUGCAACGCUUUCAUUUUGGUGUCAAUUUGCGCAAUAAAUUACCUAUACCAGGUACACGAAUAACAAAUGAUAUGAAAUUUUGCACACAAGUUAUUGGUUUAGACCUACAUAUGGUAAUACAAAAGUCUUAAAAAACUAUUUACAGUCCCUUCAUGUCAAAAAACCUCAGUGGAGUCCCUCUAACUUGUUAAACUGCAUAGCAGCAAGAGAUAAAUAUGGUUAAAUGAUAAAUUACUGAAAUAUUCUCUGCAAGGUUAAAUGAUAAAUUACUGAAAUAUUCUCUGCAAGGUUAAAUGAUAAAUUACUGAAAUAUUCUCUGCAAGGUUAAAUGAUAAAUUACUGAAAUAUUCUCUGCAAGGUUAAAUGAUAAAUUACUGAAAUAUUCUCUGCAAGGUUAAAUGAUAAAUUACUGAAAUAUUCUCUGCAAUCAUACUGUUAGAAUGGUUUUACUAAACGCAGUGUUAUGUGUAUACUACAAUUUAGUUUUUCUGAUCUAUGUAAAGAAUGUCUAGAAAUUAGUUUUUGCCUGUCUUUCAUAAUUCAGGAAACAAUUUCUAGUUAUUUAACAAGUGGUGUGGAAGGAAUGAAAAUAACAGGACUGGAAUGAUUAAUGAAGGCUGCAGAUGACAAGUAAAAGACUUAUUGUAAAACUUCAAUAAGCAUAUGGUAGUUACGAUACUGGUAUAAUGGCGGUAUUGAAUAAUUUAAAUGUAUUACUUAUUCUGCAUAGAAACAUUUGGUGCUUCUUUUGAAUAGAAAAUCUGAGGAAUUCCUCAUAAAGGAAGGAUAACAAAUCUUGGUUUGUUUACUUGUUUAAAUUUUGUGAGAUCAUCAUUUUGUCUUAUUGAGAAGUAUGAACAAGAUUUAAAAGAGCAUUGAUGUUGUAAAGAAAAUGUAAACAUUAAACAUUUAUUAUUAAAAUUAUCAAACUAAAUAAAUGUUUACUUGAAA